GGAGCAGAGGGGCAGGGCUGUCGCGGAUUAGUGAGGUCGAAUGUGCUCUGGUGGUGGAGGCUGGUGAACCGUGGUGAAAAUGUUGCUCUUCUGCCCGGGUUGCGGCAACGGGCUGAUAGUGGAGGAGGGUCAGCGCUGCCACCGCUUCGCUUGCAACACGUGCCCUUACGUGCACAACAUCACCAGGAAGGUAACAAAUCGGAAGUAUCCAAAGCUGAAAGAAGUGGAUGAUGUGCUGGGGGGAGCCGCUGCCUGGGAGAACGUUGACUCCACUGCAGAACCAUGUCCCAAGUGUGAACAUCCUCGAGCCUACUUCAUGCAGCUUCAGACUCGUUCUGCCGAUGAGCCUAUGACUACUUUCUAUAAGUGCUGCAACGCGCAGUGUGGACAUCGCUGGCGGGACUAGUCUUGGAGCCUAUUCCUGUUGGCAGACUAGCUGCAUUGAUGUGUGCCAUGCUCAGUGUUCUCUAGUUGCUGUGUGACUUGGGGAGAGCUGCCAGUUGGGAAUGUAUUUUAUGUAACAUAUAAGUUGUGGAAAUAAAUGGUGGAAAUCUUU
Trichosurus vulpecula (common brushtail) is the source of this 556-nucleotide messenger RNA. RefSeq names its product RNA polymerase III subunit K (gene POLR3K). Gene Ontology annotation, molecular function: zinc ion binding; nucleic acid binding; DNA-directed RNA polymerase activity. The record is from RefSeq and is a predicted model, not a curated record. Gene Ontology annotation, cellular component: RNA polymerase III complex. Bases 80 to 406 code for a protein of 108 amino acids. NCBI's taxonomy places the organism in Eukaryota, Metazoa, Chordata, Mammalia, Diprotodontia, Phalangeridae. The transcript has 3 exons. Gene Ontology annotation, biological process: DNA-templated transcription; termination of RNA polymerase III transcription.